This is a messenger RNA of Puntigrus tetrazona (Sumatra barb), 4003 nucleotides long. It is a transcript of the gene tmem151a, whose product is annotated as transmembrane protein 151B. The transcript has 2 exons. NCBI's taxonomy places the organism in Eukaryota, Metazoa, Chordata, Actinopteri, Cypriniformes, Cyprinidae. The coding region runs from base 577 to 2262 and encodes 561 amino acids. The record is from RefSeq and is a predicted model, not a curated record.
CCGCAAGGAGACCGUUCAGGUGAAAGGAGGUUGAGGUGGAAAAUACGCGAUGCUCGGGAAGGAGAGCCAGAGGAUUCCGUCAAUCCGUCCUUUCGACUGGCCGCGAAAUUAAAGCGCAGAGAACAUAACCAAAGAUUAAUCUCGUCCUCCGCCGAUUACGACACGCAGCGAUCGGCAGCCUUCGACAGAAGCGUCUGCGCGUCGCGAGGCGCGCGAACACGAUGCGCGCGCUGCUGCCCAGCCAUCGCUCCGUCUCGAGCUUGCGAUGCUUUUGUCACACCGACUGAGGGGAAAUCGAGCGCAACAGUUACCCGCUAUUCCCGAUCGCCGGCCGGACCGGAACCCAGAAGAAUCGCUAACCGGGAUUAGGUGAUGAGAUAACCUCUCGUGAGGCGCGAAAGGGAACGGACGCAUCUUUCGGGGAUGCUCUUUUGUAAUGAACGUCGCCACCAUAGAAACGUGGUGGCACUCGCCGCUGAUGGGGUGAAAUAGGUCACGGAGAGGUCCUGACGGUGGACCGCAGCGCUCUUUUUCAUCCCGGACCGCGCGUGCCGUGAUAAUACAUGUUAGUGAAAGAUGCAAGGGGUGACGGUGACGGGAGAAGCGCCCACAUUGAAUGGGGGCGGAAGGGAGGAGCAGCGUCCCCUCAAGCAGUCCCUGAGUGGAUCACUGUGCAGAGAGUCCCAUUGGAAGUGCCUGCUGCUCACCUUGCUCAUGUAUGGCUGCUUUGGCACGCUAGGCUGGUGCUCUUUAUACCGCAUCACCGUAAUUACUUUUGAUGACCAAGCCUACUUCUACAAAGGCAAUGCCCGACUCUACCACGACAGCCCGUGCUCCAACGGCUACGUCUAUAUACCUGUGGCCUUCCUGGCCAUGCUGUACGUCGUCUACUUAGUGGAGUGCUGGCACUGCUACUCUAAAACAGCCAACCUUGCUAAAGUGGAAAUCAGUGAGGUGUAUGACAGGAUACAGCGGUUGCAACAAGCCACACCCUGCAUCUGGUGGAAGGCCAUUAGCUACCAUUACGUACGUCGUACCAGACAGGUGACGCGCUACCGAAACGGAGACGCUUAUACGACUACACAGGUGUACCACGAACGGGUCAACACUCACGCAGCGAGCUCCGAGUUUGAUUAUUCACGUCUCGGUGUCAAAGACGUUUCGAAAGAGCUCCAGGGCCUGUUGGAACAUCCUGUCACUCGCUUGCGCUUCACCAAGUGCUUCAGCUUCGCCAGCGCCCGCGCGGAGACUGCCUACCUCACGCAGCGAGCACGCUUCUUCGGGGACAAUGAGGGCCUGGACGACUAUAUGGAAGCACGGGAGGGCAUGCACCUUAAAAACGUUGACUUCCGGGAACACAUGCUGGCCUUCCCCGACCCAUCGCGGCCGCCCUGGUAUACCAGACGCUGGGUGUACUGGCUGGCCUCGGCUUUCCUGCUAUCAUGGCCUCUUCGUGUGAUUGCAGAGUAUCGUACUGCAUACGUCCACUACCAUGUCGAGAAACUGUUCGGAGAGAAUGAGGAUGCAAAUGACAAUGAUAACACAGAGGCAGGAAAUUACUGUACGGGCUUCGAGCAUGGCACCGGGGGUCCAACUCUGCGCGUUAUAUCGCGGGUCAACACGGUGGAUAUGACCGAACUGGAAUGGCACAUUCGUUGUAACCAGCAGAUGGUGCCUAGCUACUCCGAGGCCUUGCUUAUGGAUUUGGAUAUGAAUACAAAUACACCGUUAUCAGUUGCAAUGGCUGCACGUGUACGACGCAAUUCUAGCUACUUCCUUCAGAGCUGCCCCAGAUGCCGGCGCUCAACAAGCAGCUCUUCACUCCCUUCCUGGUUUAGAGGAAACAUGGCUGCGGGGACAAACUCAUUCCCCAUUAGACCCGGUGGUAGGCUUUCUCUUAGUCGCAGCGGUUUCUCUCUUGGUCGGUUGCAUACCGCAAGAAGCCGCCAUCCCUGCCUGUUUCACUCGAGAAGCCUCGGAGGUGGGAUGGGCGGCCGUGUGGAAGAGGGUGGUGGGGGUUUCCUUGGUCUUGGGUUUAGAGUGCCAGAUGAGGAGAGGAGGGGUGUGUUAGAGAGCGAGGGACUAGAAGACGAAGAAGCAGAGGAGACAGGCCAGGAACAAGUGGAGGAGAGAGAGAACGGAGAGGCCAGGGAGGAGGAGAGAGACAGGCCACCCACUUACCAAGAUGCUCUUUACUUUCCGGUGUUAAUCAUUCACGGGGAAGAGAGCUGUCACGGGGGGCAUGGCAUUGACACGGGUUAAAAGGGCCAAUGUGAUGUAAAGAAUGAUUGAAGUGGCUUUUGAAAAGUAGAGGCAGAUUGACAUCUGGGUCCAGAUGGGAGACAGGGAGACAGAUGAGUCGAGGAAAAGAGAGGAAUUUUGACCAGAACCAGGAUAGAAGAGUUGAAGAGACUGAUUUAUGUCUCUGUGUAACAAUGAAAAAACAUUUGUUCAUGAAUGUGUAGAAUGUCGUAGGGAUUGAGACGGAAACCAAUAUACAUCGGUCAUGUCAUAUCCAAGUUGACUCACUUGAUACGGACUGACCCUAAAUAUAUAUAUGUAGUACAUACCUAGUAGAAAAUACUGAUAGGCAUGGAACAUCAGUGUCCUAUAUCGAUCUUAAUGUCCUAUUAUUGAAAUCUCUGGCAUAUCAUGUCCAUAACAAACGAAAAGAUCAGCGUGUCCUCCUUUUGACCAUGGGAGUAAUGUACUAUACAUGAAAAGCUUGGCGUCUGCAAUCUGCUUUUAACAUUGCGAAGCAGUUUUUGCGACUCCACAUUAACGUGAAAAAGCCCAUGCUGGUGUAGUUUUGUAAAUCCAUGCGUCAACAACAUACAAGUAGCUUAAGGAAAAAGGGACUGAGAUGUGAACCGCAUUUACUAAAGUUCUAAAUAGAGAUUAGUAAGAAACAAGAAUACAAAUUCUACUAAGGUUGAGCUCAUAAAAAAAAAAAAACUCAAAUGGUCCUCAGGGGGAAAAGUUUUUAAAAAUUUGAAAAAAUAAAAUAAUACUAGACCUAAUAAAAAAGGGAUGGUAAAAGAUCAAUGAGUGAAUGUAGGCUGGUGAAUUGUAAUCCCUCACUGUUUGACACUGUGCUUUAAUCCACUGUCCUGGCUAAUGACUUCUUUUAAUCUCCUGUUCUUUUUAAUUGCCUGGUAGAAGCACGGUGCUUAUGACUUCACUUAUCUCUGCCUUAGAGGUUUCUUAUGUCAGCCUCAUGUCUACUGCAGCCAAUUGAAAGUAGAUUUGUUCAGCAGCAACUCAAUGUAUUCCUUUUUAUUCUCCUGCAUACAUUUGUUUUUCUAUCACGGUGGAGAGUUUCCAUCGACUUCUAUUGUUUUUAUACUGAGCUAACGAUAUUUUCUAUCCUCCGCCCUUAAACCCAGCCCUCGCAGAAAUGUUUUUGCAUUUUUAGAUUUUCAUUACCUCAUUUAGUGUGUUUAUAAAACCAUUGUCCUUGAUUUGUUGGGACAUCCGUCCAUCCAUCCAUUUGUAGGCCUCCUUUCUAGACUGUUAGAAUGUUAAAAAAAAGUUAUUGGAUUAAGCUUUCAGUUUAAUACAACUAUUGCUAAGAGAUAAAAUAGAGAACACACGAUACAAAGUAGUGCAACAGUCCACCGCCCCAUGUAGUCACAUUGGUGGAAUACACUUAGAAGAGCAAACAAGCAUAAAAAUAUAAGUGUAGGUCAGUAUAAGCACAAUGCGUCACCUACUUUACGAACAGUGCAGGGAUUGAGUUUAAAUAAGCUGUCCUUAGAAACACUGAAGAAACGAAUGUAUAAACACAGCCUUGCACAUGGAGAGGAUAUUCAUAAUAAUAAAAAAAAAGGUAAAGUCCAAAGCACACACUAUAAGAGCAUCCCUGUAUUGUUAGCAGGAUUUCUACUUAUCAAAUUAUUGCUAAUACUUCAACAAGCACUAGCAUAUCUGUCAGCGAUGAGGGAAUGAUUACAGUGGCCAUGACCAUGAUGCUCUUAUUAAUAAAGUCAAACCAUUAACAAUG